AGAUAGGCGUAAGUUUAUCCAAAAGCAAAAGCAUUAAUUUCAUCACUCACCUCUUUGAUGGAGACCGAGACAAAGAAGAUCGAAGCAGAACCCAUUCCUCCUCUGGCUCAGCCUCCUGACGACGUCGCUUUGGAGAAAGCCGCCGCUGCCCCUGUCGGCGAUGAACCGAAAGCUCUCGUUGUCGUUGACAAGAAACCAGAUCCUAUAGUAAAGAAACCUUCAGGAGGAUCAAUUGAUAGAGAUAUUGCUCUGGCUGAGGUUGAAAAAGAAAAAAGGACUUCUUACAUUAAGGCUUGGGAAGAAAGUGAAAAAACCAAAGCAGAGAACAAAGCCCAAAAGAAUCUCUCUAAUGUUACUGCAUGGGAAAACAGCAAGAAAGCAUCUCUAGAAGCCAAACUGAAAAAAAUUGAGGAACAAUUGGAGAAGAAAAAAGCAGAAUAUGCAGAGAAAAUGAAAAACAAAGUAGCUUUGAUUCACAAACAAGCUGAAGAGAAGAGAGCAGCUGUUGAACCUAUAAAAGGAGAAGAACUACUUAAGGCAGGGGAGGCGGCUGCCAAAUACCGCGCAACGGGAACGACUCCAAAGAAGCUCCUUGGAUGCUUCUGAAAAUUGUUAGGUUUUAGCCUUUUCAGUUUAUCAUCAAUGGUUGUGGCUGGCACUCAAAAGUUUUCAUGUGCAUAUAUAAUUUAUAUAUAUAUAUAUAUAUAUAUUGUUUUGUUCUUCUGUGUGAAAAAAAGAUUAAAAAAAAAAAAAUAAUGACCCAGGCAAAUCAGCAAAUGUUCGUUAUAUCAUCCAAGUUUGUAUAGGAAAAUUAGCAUGUUUUAUUUAUGAAAUUUAAUUUUUGUUUU
Ziziphus jujuba (common jujube) is the source of this 848-nucleotide messenger RNA. Its product is annotated as remorin. The record is from RefSeq and is a predicted model, not a curated record. The coding region runs from base 58 to 606 and encodes 182 amino acids. The transcript has 5 exons. NCBI's taxonomy places the organism in Eukaryota, Viridiplantae, Streptophyta, Magnoliopsida, Rosales, Rhamnaceae.